Messenger RNA from Suricata suricatta (meerkat), 971 nucleotides. RefSeq names its product olfactory receptor 13-like. Lineage: Eukaryota; Metazoa; Chordata; Mammalia; Carnivora; Herpestidae. The transcript has 3 exons. Gene Ontology annotation, biological process: G protein-coupled receptor signaling pathway. Bases 1 to 942 code for a protein of 313 amino acids. The record is from RefSeq and is a predicted model, not a curated record. Gene Ontology annotation, molecular function: olfactory receptor activity; G protein-coupled receptor activity. Gene Ontology annotation, cellular component: membrane.
AUGGGAGACAAUAUAACUUCUAUCACGGAGUUCACCCUAUUGGGAUUUCCCCUUGACAUGAGGAUUCAGAUGCUUCUCUUUGGGCUCUUCUCUCUGUUCUAUGCCUUUACCCUGCUGGGGAAUGGGCUCAUCCUGGGGCUCACCUGGCUGGACUCCAGACUGCACAGCCCCAUGUACUUCUUCCUCUCCCACCUGGCCACCGUCGACAUAGCCUAUGCCUGCAACACGGUGCCCCAGAUGCUGGUAAACCUCCUGAGGCCAGCCCAGCCCAUCUCCUUUGCUGGCUGCAUGACACAGACCUUUCUCUUCUUGACUUUUGCUGUCACAGAAUGUCUUCUCCUGGUGGUGAUGUCCUAUGAUCGGUAUGUGGCCAUCUGUCACCCGCUUCGAUAUUCUGUCAUUAUGAGCUGGAGAGUCUGCAUCAUGCUGGUGGUGAUUUCCUGGACCUUUGGAAUCCUUCUGUCUUUGAUUCAUCUCAUAUUACUUCUACCCUUACCCUUCUGUAGAUCUCAGAAAAUCAAUCACUUUUUCUGUGAAAUCAUGGCUGUUCUCAAACUUGUCUGUGCAGAUACACACAUCAAUGAGAUUAUGGUAUUGGCUGGGGCAAUUUCUGUACUCGUGGGACCCUUCUCCUCAAUUGUAAUCUCAUACGUGUGCAUCCUCUGUGCCAUCCUUAGGAUCCAGUCUGGGGAAGGUCAAAGAAAAGCCUUUUCUACCUGCUCAUCCCAUCUCUGUGUGGUUGGACUUUUCUAUGGCACAGCUAUUAUAAUGUACAUGGCCCCCAAGUCCCGCCACCCUGAGGAGCAGCAGAAGAUUCUUUUCUUGUUUUACAGUUUUUUCAACCCUAUGCUGAACCCAAUGAUCUACAGCCUGAGGAAUGCAGAGGUCAGGAGUGCCCUGAGAAGGGCAGUGUGCAAGAAAAGCCAUUCCCAAUUGGAAUGACACUGGAACCACCAGCCUAUGUGCUUAUU